CCGCCGCCGCUGCCGCUGCCGUUGGAUGGAUUUCGCUGUGGUCUGAGCCACUUCAGUCUGGAGGCUGAGACCGAGAGAGUGAGAUGAGAGAGAGCGACCACUGCAGAUACGCCUGGUUUUAUUUGUUCCACUCUUUUAAGGAUAACUCACUCACGAACAAGCUCGCAGCUCGCAGGACUCCCGGUCACACUGUGAGAUCCAACUCUUCCAGUCCUGCAUUGGUGACACGCUGUGAGAAGGCUUCUCUUGGCUGUGCCUGAGCACUCCUCAGACACGUCCCUGUCAUCCAAAUGCUGUGUGUCGAACGUGGUGCCAGUUGCCCUCUCUGAGUUAUGAUGACGGCUGCUUCUUUGACUUAGGAAAGAGGAUCCCCAUGCACUCACCAGUGAGCAAAUCACAUGAUGUAAUGAAGGGUCCAAGGAGUCUACUCUUCAAGGAGUCUGCCAACAGGAUAUGAGUAUUUUGAGCCCUGUGACAGAUAACAAAUCAAACCUUGUGGGAACUGUGGGAGGCCCAGAAGAAUACCCCAGAGCCAUGCAGUCUGAGGAGCUAUUCAGCAGGAAACUCAAAGCCCUGAAUGGUAGCAUGGGACCACCAACCUCCAAUAUGCAGGGGAAACCUGAUGUUUCAGGCAAAACAAAUGGGACUCCUGCCAUGCCUAAAAUGGGCGUCAGGGCCAGGGUGACAGACUGGCCACCAAGGAAAGAUGGGUGGGAUGGACGGCCUUCACCAAACUAUCAGAGUGUAAUACCAGUGUUUCAGAAUGGCCAGCAGGAGCAUACUGUGGAAUUAUUAGAGCAGGGUGAAGCAGUUUGUGUGGAAGUGGACUAUUCGGACAAAUACACACUCAGCGACCUCCUCUGCCACUCCCCACAGAAGGGUCUUCACCCUAUCCGUCAACGCAGCAACAGUGAUGUCACCAUAAGUGACAUUGACUCUGAGGACAUAAUGGACCAGAAUGCUGUCAACCCGAACACUGGAGCCUCGCUGCACCGUGAGUAUGGCAGCACAUCCUCUAUAGACCGCCAGGGCCUGAGUGGGGAUGGCUUCUUCACCAUGCUUAAGGGCUAUCGAGUGGACACCCUGGACCACCGUAGUAUACCGCCUAUGGGUUUCCCUGAGUUAUUGCGCUGUGAUGCCUCACUCUCCCCUAGCCUGCAGACAGCAGCCCAGAUAGCUAGAGGCGAGAUAGUCCACAUUCCAGGCUAUGACUACAUAGACAGUUCUCUACUAUACAGCCGGGAGCGGGAGAAGUCUUUCAUGAGGCGUCUCAAAUCGGAAUCAUCUGAAACAUCUCUGUUCAGGAAACUGCGGACCAUAAAGAGUGAGAGUGAUGCCUUGCGGCUCUCAUUAGAGGAUGACCGGCGACCACUCAGCUUUCAAAAAUGCUUUUCCCACUAUGAUGUCCAGAGUGUUCUUUUUAACAUCAGUGAAGCGGUGGCAAGCCGAGCUAAUCUGAGCCAGAGAAAAAACACAACUACUGGGGCUUCAGCUGCCUCAGCUGUUGGCAUUGGAGCUGGUGUAGGGGCUGUAGUUGGAGCUGGAGGUGGACCUGGACCUGGACCUGGAGCUGGAACUGGAGCUGGAGCUGGACCUGGAGCUGGAGCUGGACCCGGACCCGGGCUUGGACCUGUACCUGUACCUGUAUCUGUACCAGGAACGGAUGGUGGAGCAGUAGGAUGUAGCAGUGGAAAUGCCCCUAUGUUUGAGUCCCCUCUUGGCAGCAGGGAGGACUUGAACCCCAAAGAGAACCUUGACGCUGAUGACGGGGAUGGGAAGAGUAACAACUUAGUGCUGAGCUGCACACACUUUCGCAAUGAGAUUGGUGGUGAAGGCGAGAGAAAGAUAUCCCUCUCCAGAGUAAACAGUGCCAACUACAGUGGUAUGUCAGAGAGUUGCUCGUUUGAAUCCUCUUUAAGUUCCCACUGCACCAACGCAGGAGUCUCUGUACUGGAGGUGCCUCGAGAAAAUCAACCCAUUCACAGGGAGAAGGUCAAACGCUACAUCAUUGAACACAUUGACCUAGGAGCAUACUACUACCACAAGUUUUUUUAUGGGAAAGAGCAUCAAAACUAUUUCGGGGUAGAUGAGAAUUUGGGACCUGUGGCAGUGAGCGUCCGGAGGGAGAGGUUGGACGAAGGAAAGGAGAAAGACGGAAUGCAGUUCAACUAUCGGGUCACCUUCAGAACCAGUCAGCUCACCACACUUCGUGGAGCCAUCCUGGAGGAUGCCAUUCCAUCCACAGCAAGACAUGGGACAGCGCGUGGCCUGCCGCUGAAAGAAGUGCUGGAGUAUGUCAUCCCUGAGCUUAAUAUCCAAUGUCUGAGGCUCGCCCUCAACUCCCCCAAGGUCCCGGAGCAGCUCCUGAAGCUGGAUGAGCAGGGGCUAAGCUUCCAGCACAAGGUAGGAGUGCUUUACUGUAAGGCGGGACAGAGCACAGAAGAGGAGAUGUACAACAACGAGAGCCCUGGACCGGCACUCGAAGAGUUUUUGGAUCUGCUCGGCCAGAGGGUGCGGCUCAAAGGCUUCACCAAGUACAGAGCUCAGCUGGAUAACAAGACCGACUCCACAGGCACUCACUCUCUCUAUACCACCUAUAAGGACUAUGAGCUGAUGUUUCAUGUGUCCACUCUGCUCCCCUACACACCCAACAACAGACAACAGUUAUUAAGGAAGAGGCACAUUGGCAAUGAUAUUGUCACCAUAGUCUUUCAGGAACCUGGGGCCCUUCCUUUCACUCCAAAAAACAUCCGCUCUCAUUUCCAACAUGUGUUUGUCAUCGUCAAAGUCCACAACCCCUGCACUGAUAAUGUCUGCUACAGUGUUGCUGUGUCCAGAUCUAAAGACGUGCCUCCAUUCGGGCCCCCUAUUCCCAAAUCUGUAACUUUCCCAAAGUCAGCCGUUUUCAGGGACUUCCUGCUUGCCAAGGUCAUCAAUGGAGAGAACGCUGCACACAAGUCAGAGAAGUUCCGAGCCAUGGCAACUCGCACACGCCAGGAAUACCUAAAGGACCUUGCAGAGAACUUUGUCAGCGCUACAGCGAUAGACUCUGCAGUCAAAUUCAGCUUCAUCAACCUCGGAGCCAAGAAGAAGGAAAAGGUGAAACCAAGGAAGGAUGCACACCUGUUCAGUGUGGGAGCCAUCACCUGGAGUGUGUGUGCACGGGACUUUGGUCAGUCAAUGGAUGUGGACUGCUUGCUUGGCAUAUCCAAUGAGUUCAUUGUCCUCAUUGAGGAGGAAUCAAGAAAUGUGGUGUUCAACUGUUCGUGUCGCGAUGUCAUUGGAUGGACCUCAGGGAUUAUGAGCAUUAAGAUCUUCUAUGAGCGCGGGGAGUGUAUCAUGCUGUCUGCCCAUGAUAACUGUGGAGAAGACAUCAGGGAGAUGGUGCAAAGACUUGAGAUCACCACUAGAGGCUGUGAGACAUCGGAGAUGGUUUUGCGCCGGAACGGCCUUGGUCAGCUUGGUUUCCAUGUGAACUUUGAGGGAAUCGUAGCCGACGUGGAGCCCUUUGGCUUCGCGUGGAAGGCAGGACUGAGGCAGGGCAGCCGACUGGUGGAGAUCUGCAAAGUGGCUGUCGCUACCCUCACCCAUGAGCAAAUGAUCGACCUACUGCGCACCUCCGUCUCUGUCAAAGUGGUCAUAAUUCAGCCUCAUGAAGACGGCACCCCACGAAGGGGCUGCUCCGAGCUCUACCGCAUACCGAUGGUGGAGUACAAGGUCGACAGUGAGGGCACACCCUGCGAGUACAAGACACCUUUCAGGAGAAACACCACCUGGCAUCGGAUGCCCACAACUGCCGGUCCUCCUCUGUCCCGAGGCUCGCCCACACAGGGUCCUGAUCGACUACAGUGCCAGCAGAUCCUUCAGCAGCACCAGGCAGCAAUCCCACGAAGCACCUCCUUUGAUAGGAAGUUGCCAGAUGGGUCAAGGACAAUGCAGGAUAUCGAGAACCCCCAGAUCACCUCAUGUAACAAGGGAGACCAUCACUACCGCAGCUCCCCCAGUAACCAGUCCUCCUCCAGUGAUCCAGGUCCGUGCGGCAGCAGCAGCACCUGGUCCCAGCAGCCUGGAUACGAUGGAUGUCCCUCCCCUAUUCUUCAUGAGCAUGCAGGGGACAUGCAGAGCGGCGAUGGGGAGAUCCACAGGGAAAGAGAGCCCACACUUGAGAGGACCAGAUCUGCAGAGGCCAAAUGGCACAUUCCCUCCACCAAGAUCCUCAACCCUCUGAAGCAAAGAGAAGGAGGAAAAGACUCACCCAACAAGCUGUCCAGGACGGGUGAUAAAAACUCAAGCCACUCAAGUAGCAACACCCUAUCAAGCAACGCCUCCAGUAACAGCGAUGACAAGCACUUUGGCUCUGGAGACUUGAUGGACCCGGAGAUGCUGGGCCUCACUUACAUCAAAGGGGCGUCUACCGACAGCGGCAUCGACACUAAUCCCUGCAUGGCCCCUGGGGCUCGGGUGCUGCUGCAGAGCAGGAUGGGAGAGCAGGGACACCCAUGGGUGUCGGAGCAACAUGAAGACCGGACAUCAGAAGAGGACCAUGGGAAACUGUAUUUACCGCAGGGCUAUGCUUCUGCCAUUAUGUCUAGUCAUGGGACGGAGGGCAGCAUUGGAGACCUCAGUGAGAUCUCUUCCCAUUCAAGUGGCUCACACCAUUCUGGCAGUCCACUCGCCCGUGGGGCCAGAUACUGUGUGUCAGCUGACUCCUCCAAGGUGUACACCAUUCCUCAGACCAGCAAUUCAGGGCCAGAGCCAGAGCAGGGGCCUAUUUCAGAGGCCUGUGGACAGACACUGCCAGAGCCUGAACUGCCAGUGGGUUUGAAGAGGACUGAUGAUGAUGAUGAUGAUGAUGAAGCCCAAGUCACUGAGGGACCUCCCAACAUUUCAGAGUGUGGACAGCUGUAUGCACAGGAGGCGGCCUGCCGGCUCCAGGCAGCUGAGCAGGAUGGAGAGUCACUGCAGAGACUCUCAAAAGAAGAAUACCUUAAAAUGAUGCUGCCUGACAGCCCUCCGGGAGAGGACAGGUCUCGGAAGGUGUCAGCAGUAGGCAAUUUGUCACCCAGGCGCUCCUUGUACCGGACGCUGUCAGAUGAGAGUGUGUGCAGUAGUAACCGCAAGGGUUCGUCCUACACCAGCUCGCACAGCUCCAUGCUGGACCAAGCCAUGCCUAAUGACAUCCUGUUCAGCACCACCCCACCUUACCACAGCACACUGCCGCCACGCAUGAUCCACAACCAGGGCGCAUCCAACCUAAGAAAUGAGUUUUGGUUCUCUGACGGCUCCUUGGCGGACAGGUCCAAGUUCAGCGACCCAGGCCUCAUGCCUCUCCCAGACACUGCCUCAGACCUGGACUGGUCCCACCUGGUUGAUGCAGCACGAGCCUUUGAAGAUCAGCGCGUGGCGUCUUUCUGUACCAUGACGGACAUGCAGCGCGCCGAGGCUUUGCAGAUCUCCAGAGAGCUGACCAGACGAGUGGUGGAAGCGGAGGGAGCAGCACUGGGAGCAGACAGCAGAGCCCCAUCCACGCUAACGGGCAAAGUCAACCAGUUGGAGGUGAUUCUCCGGCAGCUGCAGAAUGACCUGCUGAAGGAGAAGGAGGACAAGGCGAUGUUGCAGGAGGAAGUGCAACACCUGAGACAGGACAAUAUGCGACUGCAGGAGGAGAGCCAGACGGCGUCGGCUCAGCUCAGGAAGUUCACAGAAUGGUUUUUUCACAGCAUUGAUAAGAAGCCUUGAAAGAGAGAGAGAGAGAAAGAAAGAUGGUCUUCACUCCAGCUGGGCUCCCACUCAACUCCGACUUAAGACUCCCAGAUGAUCCACAGGCAAGCAAACCUAAAAAUCCCCCAAAAAUAUUACUAGUCCCCAGAGCAAUUAAGACUUUCAUAAAAAAAAGCUUAGGAGACAGUCAUGCAGCCAUGUAUGGAGCGACUCUGAUCUGGACCCUAGCUUUGUGAUCCUCCUCCGUUGGCAGUACAGCGCUGUUUCUUACGUUAACGGUUUCUCCACACGGGCAAACAAGACUCGAGGGAAACAUCGUCACAUCCAGUGCUGGAAAGAUGCUGAGAAAGGCGCCCCCUAGGGCCCGCCCCCCCCCCCCCCCCCCGCACGCACGCUUGCGUCCCUUGGAUCUUCUUACAGUAGUGGAAUGUAACGCUCAUUUACUGUAGUCAACAUAUAAUCUACCUACGUGUGUCACGUCAGUCUACUGUACUGUAUGCUCAGCUGUACUGUCUCUUACUGCGCACAAUGUCACACAGCUGUUUCUUUGCCGCCUGUCAUGGACAAAGGAAAGUAGGGAGUGGGGUGUGGAGGGGAAGGGAGGGGAGGGGAGGGGAGGGGAGGAAUGUAUUGGACGUAAUGAAGUGGUACUUACUGUCUGCUUGCACCAAGAGGAAUCCACAUGUGUCGGUCGUGAAGCGUACUGUGGGGGGGGGGGACUAUGAAUGUAGCUCAACUCGAGACCCUUUUCUUUCCUCUUCUCUGGAUUCCCAAAGUCACAACAUUUUUGAGGUUUUGAUGUUUUUCGGGCCAUUUAUUUAUUUUUUUUUUGCUUUUCAACUUAUUCCACGUUUUCUUUUCCUCAGUGUCGUAUCGUAGGGUCACAUGGCAGUCAUUCUGGUGUUUCCGAGGUGCUUUUUCCCCUACAAAACACGUUCUGUCAGUACUUUCACUGUCACGAUGUCCUAGCAAUAACAAAGUGGUAGUUAUAAAACUGUGUUAAAGAAAAAAAAAAAAAGAAAAAUAA
Messenger RNA from Solea solea (common sole), 6748 nucleotides. Its product is annotated as signal-induced proliferation-associated 1-like protein 2. The record is from RefSeq and is a predicted model, not a curated record. Gene Ontology annotation, biological process: activation of GTPase activity; regulation of small GTPase mediated signal transduction. Lineage: Eukaryota; Metazoa; Chordata; Actinopteri; Pleuronectiformes; Soleidae. Gene Ontology annotation, molecular function: protein binding; GTPase activator activity. Gene Ontology annotation, cellular component: cytoplasm. The transcript is spliced from 21 exons. The coding region runs from base 454 to 5739 and encodes 1761 amino acids.